ACUCCUGUCGGUCGUGUCUCGUUUCUGGUGCACUGUAGGUGUUGGGGGAGAAAAAACCACUUACGUAUUGCAAGUCGGGGGGACGACACCGCGCUCAUUGUAAACUGUUAUAAUGUCAUGAGCUAUGCUAAUUCUUUCUGUUUGACCUCGUCACACCUGAUUUGAGGAUUCUGAUCCACUUUUGUUUCAGAUCCAAAACAUAACCUGUGGAGUAAACAACCUGCGUCGAUCGAGGCGCGGUAAAACAUAAUUAGAAAAAAAAAUUACAUCGGAUAAAAUUAUUUCACUCAAUCGACUAAAAGAAAAUGAUGCUCGUGGGAAAAUUUAUGCUGGUGGUUUCGAUUUGGGCGCUAGUUCAAUGUUCGCCAUAUGACACAGGGAAAUACAAACACAAAACAUACGACUACUACGACGAUGGAAAGUACUACAGACCAUUAACUGAAGGAAAAUAUAAGCAUACAGACGAGGGAAAGUAUACUUAUAUUUAUCAGCAAGGAGUGUUUCCAUUUGAUGGUACAUAUAAACACUUGGAGAGAGGAGACUCGAACGACUACAUAGGGUACCAAAUCUAUGCACCUCGGUACCCGUUCCUUUAUAGUGUGAUAAAGGCGAUAAUAAGCAAAUACGUAUCGCCAGAUUUAUUAAGCCUCGGCGAUCCUGUUGUGGAAAGACCCAAAAACGUUGAUAAAUUAAAACCCGACAAAGAAGUCGCCAUGACAUGCAAAGUUGUAGAUCCCGAAGUCAAAAACGCCACGGAAGUCGUAACGCAGUACCCACCGUAUCUUAAAAUAAAAGAGGGAGAGAAACUAGGAACAAUUUACAACUUCAGAGGAAGUAAAACUUUAAGUACUGUAAAAAAUACAGUAAAAAGUAAUUUAAAAUUAGAAUAUGAAGUAUUUGUAAGGAUUGUUGAAGAAGUCACUGAUUGAUAUAAGUCUUAUUUUAAUAUAAAUUAUGAAGCUAUAUACUCUGAAUAAAUGUGAUGCAAGCGGACCUUAAGUUAUAAUAAAAUACUUGGAAAA
Molecule: messenger RNA, 1022 nt
Organism: Bicyclus anynana (squinting bush brown)
Lineage: Eukaryota; Metazoa; Arthropoda; Insecta; Lepidoptera; Nymphalidae
Gene: CPG21
Exons: 4
Coding region: 306-929 (207 amino acids)
Source: RefSeq, a predicted model, not a curated record